AUGUUCGGAACUUUAGGACCAGCUAGUAUCAUCGUCUUCACAGCCCUGUACGACUUUAUAUCUGCCUUGCGCCUACGCCUACCAAAGAGCUUCCGAUCACUUUGGCGUGCCUUUACUUCUCCCUUGCUUGAUUUUCUGAGGUUAGAGGAUCUAGAGGGCCCACUGGAUUAUGAUAUCCCGUCAUUUAUCUGGGUCCAUCGAACUCUCAUUACAUUGGGUCUGGUUAACACUUUUGGACAUCUUGCAUAUCUCGUGUGUGCUGUGGAUUUGAGGAACUAUGCAGGUAGUAUUCAGGGGUCUGUCGGAUGCAUCACGUGGGCUUAUGCAUCCCUCAGAGUCUGGAUAAAGCCACCUAAAACACCACCUUACUUGUUAAUGCUGUUCUCCAUCGCGCAUGCGGUGACUGCUGCAGUUGGUUUCGUUAUUAGAGAUAUCACUGCCGGCUCAGUAGCCAUAUUCGUCCUUCGUAUAUUGUUCUCGAUACUAUAUGCGUGGGUUGCCGGUAUUCUUCCCUUGCAAAGUAUAAGACCUGCCAAAAAUGUUGCCAAACCGACAGACAUUCCUUCUAGUAGUAUUUCCUGCCCUGAAGAUAAUGUCAAUUUAUGGUCAUGGUGCACAGUGUCAUUUGUCGAGCCGCUUCUUUCCCUAGCAGAGAAGCGAACGUUGAAUGGAUCAGAUAUCUGGUGUCUGUCUCCUUUUUUCAAGCAUAAAAAUCUCUUCAACAAAUGUUUGAAAUAUCGCUCACGAUAUCCGUCUCACUCCAUACUUCGCUUUUUGCUAGUAUCCAACUCACUCGACCUACUCCUUGAUAUUGCUUUGGAGAUGUGGGGUGCUAUUGUCGGAUUUGUUCCACCCUAUGCACUGCGAGUAAUUUUAUCCUCACUUGAUAAUCCCACGACAGAAUCUGUUUCAAGAGCAUAUUGGUGGGCAUUCAUAACUUUUGUCGCUCAUCUCUCUUUUGCGCAAGUGGACUGGCUCAAGAAUUGGCACACCAGAAGAUGUUAUGAACGGACAAGAGGUCAACUUUUUUGUUCUUUGCACUACAAAGCGUUACGACGACAAGACAUCAGUGGGCAAGUGAGCCAUGAAUCUGAGGGAAGCGGCAGGGCAGAUCUCGGAAAAAUUGUUAAUCUCAUGCAGGGCGAUGCUUAUGCUGUUGCUCAACGUUUCUGGGAGUUCGCUGCCAUCUUUUCCUCCCCCAUAAGACUUGGAAUAGCUCUUGUAUUCCUUUACCAAAUACUUGGAUGGAGCGCACUAUCAGGAGUUGUAGUGAUUCUUGUAGCAUACGUAUUGAACUAUCCUUUAGCAAAAUACAAUAUCUAUGUUACUCGAGCUUCUUGGAAAGCUAAAGAUAGGAGGAUGAGUGUUGUCAACGAACUACUCCAGAGUAUCCGUUUCUUGAAAUACUAUGGCUGGGAGAAUCAUUGGGCGCGUAGUGCUCGCGAAUCGCGGGAGACUGAGCUUGACUGGCGCAUCAAGGAGAACAUCGUUGAUACCAUCAUCUCGUUUAUUUGGACAUGGAUACCAUCCGCUACCGCUCUCGUGUCUUUUCUGUGCUAUACCUUGAUCGCCAAAGAAAAACUGACCGUGGCAAAGGCAUUCACUUCUCUCGCCUUAUUUUCACAGCUCCAGGAACCUAUGACGGCGCUUCCAGGACAAUUUUUUGCUAUACUUCAUGCUUAUGUCUCCAUGCAGCGCAUAGAAGGAUUCUUGAGUGAAGACGAGGUGCCCGAUUGGGCAUCGUCUUUGACAUCCCCAGAAGCCACUGCAGAUCUAGAUGUAGGCCCACAUUCUGAAAUUGGAUUCCACCAAGCAACUUUUGAGUGGCACUCGGCCUCUACUGUUUCGUCUGAAGCACGCUUUAGGCUUGGACCACUAAAUGUCCAAUUUCCAAAAGGUGUUCUCACUUUAAUAACCGGAGACACAGGCUCAGGGAAGAGUGCUUUGCUGGCAGCAUUACUGGGAGAAAUGGACUGUAUCUCGGGGAAUGUUUCUCUGUAUAAGAGAGAGCACCAAGUCGCUCUCUGUGCUCAGAAUCCCUGGUUGGAGCAUGCUACUAUACGCGACAACAUUAUAUUUGGGUCAGAACGUGGAUACGAUAAAGAAAGAUACGAGGCUGUCGUUGAAGCUUGUGCUCUGGUUCGUGACCUUGAAGUUCUGGACGCUGGUGAUAUGACAGAAAUUGGUGAGAAAGGCAUCACAUUGUCCGGUGGUCAACGAGCUCGCGUCGCUUUGGCGCGUGCCAUGUACUCCGAAGCGACAUGCAUUCUUCUUGACGACCCUCUAGCUGCUGUGGACAUGCAUACAGCUCAGCACAUAGUCCAGUGUUGUCUGAGCAAGCUUGGUCAAGGCCGGACUAUCGUUCUCGUUACUCAUCAUACCAGCCUUUGCUUGCCUGUCGCCUCCUAUGUUGUUGAACUCUCUCGUGGUCAAGUUAUUCGGACAGGUUCAGCCCGAGAAAUAAGCAAUGCGGGCCAAGGUCAACCUGAAACACUGGUCGAAGCUGAUGAAAGCACUGCAGAAGACGAAUCCCGGUCUUUAACGCCAAACAAUGAAGCAGACAUCUUAUCCGGGAAACAAACACCAGUGGCGUCCCCCACUGUCAAGGGAAAGUUAGUAGAGGCGGAAGUCCGUGCUGAAGGACAUGUACCGUUUCGUACAUAUUGGACUUACAUCGAAUCUGCUGGUACACUACCUUGGAUUCUGACGUUUGGGUUGAUGCUUUUGAUACGCUUCAUUAACAUUGGAAACCAGGUAUUCUUGGCGAAAUGGGGGGAAGCCUACAAUCUGUCCACCUUUUAUCCGACCUCUAUUAUAGAUUAUCCAUGGGAGCAUCUCCCGCCUCCUGAUAUCGAUGUCAAGCCGUGGCUGUGGAUAUAUCUAUACAUUUCCAUGGCCGGAGCUUUCUCUGUCCUUGGGUAUAUUGCUCUAGGUUAUUAUACAAGCCUUCAAGCUUCGCGUUCCCUGUUCAUACGUCUACUGAAUCGGCUGGUUAGAGCGCCAUCUCGCUUCUUCGACACUACACCGAUUGGCCGAAUUCUCAAUCGCUUCACUACAGACAUCAACACGAUUGAUGGCGCGCUUCAACCUUCCGCUCGAGCUGCAUUAUCUGGAGUUCUCAAUUUCGUUGCGUCGUUUAUAGUCAUUAUAACUGUUAUACCUACCUUCGCACCAUUUGCACUGGUGAUCGCCUGGUUGUAUGUCCGGCUGGCCCCGCGGUAUGUAAAAGCUCUGCGGGACUUGCGUAGGCUUGAGAGUGUGUCGUUGUCACCUGCGUUUGCAGGCUUCGAUGAGCUGUUGCGUGGUCUCACUCAUGUUCGAGCGUUUUCGAUGGAGUCGAGAUAUCAGGAUGCUUUCUAUUGUAAGGUUGAUACGUUCCAGUCCUUUGACCAUGUAUAUUGGAUUGUCAACGGAUGGCUUCGUUGGAGAUAUGACUGUCUUGGAUCGGUCGUUGUUUAUCUGACUACUUUAUUUGCUCUCUGGAAGGGGGUAACAAACGGUUCUACUGCUAUUGUUAUCGUACAAGCAGGAAUAUUUGCCGAAGCUUCGCGGCAAUUAGUGAGAGUACUUGCACAGCUUGAGCUUGAUUUCAACUCCGUUGAGCGUGUAGUCGAGUACCUCGAAGUUCCCCAGGAGUCCCCUUCGAUUAUCGAGAGUAAUAGACCUCCAGCAUAUUGGCCCUCCAGUAAUGGCGAAUUAGUCGUUGAAGACUUGGUCGUGAAGUAUGCUGUAGACUUGCCACCUGCUCUCAAAGGCUUGUCGUUCACUAUCAAGCCGUCUGAGAAAGUUGGUGUGGUGGGAAGGACAGGGUCAGGAAAAUCCACGUUAGCUCUGUCAUUGCUUCGUAUGGUCGAAGCUAGUAGUGGUAGAAUACUAAUCGAUGGAAUUGACAUAGCUUCAAUCGGCCUCGAAGAUUUGAGGACUAGAAUCACCAUCGUCAGCCAAGACGUGUCUUUGUUUUCAGGGACCAUCAGAAGCAACCUGGAUCCUUUUGGAGAGCACACAGAUAGAGACUGCUGGGACGUCCUCGAACGUUGCCAUCUCGUAAACCUUCUCAGACCCGCGUCCGGAGACGAUAUCACGCUGGACAUGCCUAUCAGUCAGACGGGUGCACUUAGUGCUGGAGAACGGCAGCUGCUUGCACUGGCUAGAGCGAUUCUUAGAAGGACCAAUAUCAUCAUCAUGGACGAGGCGACGUCGCAGAUCGACUCGCAUUUAGAUGAUCAGAUCCAAAACACGAUACGAGAAGAGCUUUCAGCAGCACUAGUCAUUACCAUAGCCCAUAGGCUGAAGACAAUAAUAGACUACGAUCGUGUGCUUGUUCUUGAUGACGGGCAAGUUGUAGAGCUUGGAGAGCCAAAGGAGUUGUUGAAACGGGCUGGUGGGGCUUUCAGAGAGAUGUGUCAGAAGAGUGCGGACUGGCCGAUGUUUGCCGCCAUCAUGGACGAUGUGGGGCAGACCUGAUAUAGGCGGGGUAAGUUUUUUUAAUUUAAUUUGAUUUUACCUUUGUAAGCUACAGGGGGUUGAAAUAUGGCCAAAAGAUCAACACUGAUUGGCUGGGGCGUACAUCUGGCUGGUAUUGGUAGAGCAGCCGAUGCUGCUUCGUAAGCUCCCCCACAGCAGUACGCUGUGCGAAAAUGCAAUAAAUAUCGAUGCCCUCGCACCGAUACAGCUACUCACACAAGUAUAGGGUACGAAAUGGAAUGCAGAUGGUGAGAGCUGUGUAUAAAUAUCCACUUGGACAUCCGAUAGUCAGCAUCACAACAACGUGAUGGAUCUCGCUGGUAGCUGCCCGCUGCCCGCUAUGUUGAUAGUCACAUCUCUUCCUCACGCCUUCAGAUAUAGGACAUACGACAUAUAUAUAAGUGUUACCAUGGUUGGCAAUCUCGCUCAGGAGUUGCUCACACAACAGCCUUUGUAUUGAGUGAUAAAUCGGUGAACUCUACAAGCAAGAAUUGAUGUGGCGGAGUAUUUGAUCUAGUUCACACAGCUUAUAGGGGCUUCAGAUUUGACAACCCGGGUAGCAAGGGUGUAGGAGCGCUCAUUGAGCCUCCGCAAGAGCAGGCGCAGUCAGCGCAGCAAAUUGUAAAUAGCCAAGGAAUCAAAAUGGGUUUAGCCAAUUGAGAAAUGUGCGCAAUGCCAAUGAAAAGACACACUAGGAACGCAAGGCAAGGUUCUGAGUGAAAUGAAAGUCGUACUUCUGCAACGGAAAACAAGUAACUCCACCACGAGCAGGCUCACUGCAGCAAGGCUGCAACUGAAACAGAGACAAGAGCGCGCGAAGGCCGCCUUGAGAUCACCUACACAGGACACGAGACGGACCUCGGACACCAGAGCGUCUAAAGGUGGUCCGAGAAUGCUUGACGUUGCGGUGGGCGACGACAUGAACAUGAGAGAGAGUAACCAGAUAAGCGCAUAAGAAUUGUCAAAAUGAAUGCAAGGAAGGGUUGGAUGGGU
Serpula lacrymans var. lacrymans S7.9 is the source of this 5457-nucleotide messenger RNA. RefSeq lists its product as uncharacterized. The coding region runs from base 1 to 4464 and encodes 1487 amino acids. The record is from RefSeq and is a predicted model, not a curated record. Gene Ontology annotation, cellular component: fungal-type vacuole; membrane. Gene Ontology annotation, molecular function: ABC-type peptide transporter activity; ATP binding; ATP hydrolysis activity. Gene Ontology annotation, biological process: transmembrane transport. NCBI's taxonomy places the organism in Eukaryota, Fungi, Basidiomycota, Agaricomycetes, Boletales, Serpulaceae. The transcript is spliced from 27 exons.